This is a messenger RNA of Phyllopteryx taeniolatus (common seadragon), 2087 nucleotides long. RefSeq names its product transmembrane protein 184ba (gene tmem184ba). Gene Ontology annotation, biological process: transport. Gene Ontology annotation, molecular function: transporter activity. Lineage: Eukaryota; Metazoa; Chordata; Actinopteri; Syngnathiformes; Syngnathidae. Bases 396 to 1676 code for a protein of 426 amino acids. The record is from RefSeq and is a predicted model, not a curated record. The transcript is spliced from 10 exons.
GUGGGCGGGCGGGUCUGAUUCCCCAGUCGACCCAAAAUCUCGGGAGAGAGGACGAGGGAGGGGAACAGGCAAGCAAAUGACAAGUUGGCCGUCGCGCAGUCACAAACACUCGACGGACUUUCGCUGGUGUAAAAGUGGGCACGAGCGCGUUUAAACGAUAACGUUCAAGUCGUUUAACAUGAAGACGAAAGCGUAGGUGAGGAAAACGCGAAGGUUAACGGGUCGGCGAGGGCUCAACAUGGAUGUCCGGGUGGGCGACGGUGCGGCUCUGAGCUGCAAUUAAGGCCGUUCACGGGCUGUUUCUGGUCGACACUUUGUCCCGCGAGACAUUGGAGAACUUUUGGGGGUUUAAAGAUCGUCGUAAUCUGUGUUGUCGCGAGGAACAGCUCGCAAAGAUGCUGAGGCUGUGGAGGAGCGAUGUGCCCCUCUCAGAGAGACUGGGGGUGGAUUCCCCUUUGGCUGCAGUGGCAGGCUCCCCAGUGACGCAACCACCAAGAGGGCCCAACAUUUCCUGGCUCCCCGAACCUCCCUUGAUGAGUGAGGACCAGCCCAUAUUCCUCAUGACCCCCGCAGCCCAGGCUGUGUCUGGUUUUUUUGUCUGGUCCGCCCUCAUCUUCACCUGUCACCAGAUUUACAUGCAUCUGCGUUUCUAUAGCUCACCCCGGGAGCAACGCCACAUCGUACGGAUCCUCUUCAUUGUCCCCAUCUACGCCAUCGACUCUUGGCUCAGUCUACUCUUCUUCACCAACGACCAGUACUACGUGUACUUUGACACCAUCAGGGACUGCUACGAGGCGUUUGUGAUAUACAACUUCCUGAGUUUGUGUUAUGAAUACCUUGGAGGAGAGAGCGCCAUCAUGGCAGAGAUCCGAGGGAAACCCAUCGAGUCCAGCUGCUUGUUCGGCACCUGCUGCCUGAGGGGAAAGGCCUACUCCAUCGGCUUCUUGCGCUUCUGCAAGCAGGCCACGUUGCAGUUCUGCGUGGUCAAGCCGCUCAUGGCCACCAUUACAGUCAUCCUGCAGGCGUACGGCAAAUACAAAGAUGGAGACUUCAACAUUGCCAGCGGUUACCUCUACAUCACCAUCAUCUACAACAUCUCAGUGAGCUUGUCUCUGUACGCCCUCUUCCUCUUUUACUUUGCCACGCGGGACCUGCUCAGCCCUUACCGUCCCAUGCUGAAGUUCUUCAUGGUCAAGUCGGUCAUCUUCCUCUCCUUCUGGCAGGGCGUGUUACUGGCCGUCAUGGAGAAGUGCGGCGCCAUCCCCCAGAUUAAGUCAGUGGACGUGUCUGUCGGCGAGGGGACUGUCGCCGCCGGUUACCAGAACUUUAUCAUUUGCAUCGAAAUGUUUUUUGCGGCGCUGGUUCUGCGUCUCGCCUUCACGUACACAGUCUACAUGGACAAAAGUAUAAGUGAACAAGGACCCCUUCCUACAUAUGUAGAGUUCGGCGGCUGUGCCCCGAUGCAGAGCAUCUCCAGCAGCCUGAAGGAGACCAUGAACCCGGGCGACAUGGUCCAGGACGCCAUCCACAACUUCUCCCCGGCCUACCAGCAGUACACCCAGCAGUCCACGCUGGAGCAGGGCGGCCCGCCGCCCGUGUUGCGCUCCCUCAGCAGCGUCCGCAACUACGGGGAUACCGAAAAAACCCUUCUGCUGAGCUCGGAUGACGAUUUCUAGACACAGAAAUGUACUUUAUCCUCCUCUAAGAAGUUGGUCAAUCAUUACGCGUGGGUGUGUGCGCGAGAGUGAGAGUGAUUAGUGUUCUUUUAUUUCAUGAGAGCGUGAAUGUAAGUAUGAACAAAGCACAUUUUACCUGAACACUAUACGAUAGUUUGGUGUAAAACACCUGCUUGAUAAGUAACUGUUUAAUUAUGCUUUUGUUUAAGGAUGUCUCAUUUUGAAUUUCUGCUCCAAGGUUUGAUAUCCUUGAUAGAAUUUUUUUUUUUUUUUUUAUAUAACACAACUCAACUUUGUUUUGCCUGUAUUUUAUUCUUAUAAUGUUGUGACUUUGGGCUUUUGGGGCAUUUGCUGAUCCUGAAAAUUACAUUACAUUAUUACUUUGCAAUAAAUUGACAAAGUACUACAGAA